This is a messenger RNA of Alternaria arborescens, 2022 nucleotides long. RefSeq lists its product as hypothetical. Lineage: Eukaryota; Fungi; Ascomycota; Dothideomycetes; Pleosporales; Pleosporaceae. The coding region runs from base 1 to 2022 and encodes 673 amino acids. The record is from RefSeq and is a predicted model, not a curated record. The transcript has 2 exons.
AUGUCAAGCCUGUGUCCGAGCCUUCAGCUAUUCCAGAUCAAGCGACAUCUGAAACGUGCAGCAUGUGACCAAGAGCCCAGCAACCCCAACAUUUACGGGAUUGAUCUAUCGUCUGCCAGCAAGUUCCGCGCUGACACUAAGCUUGCCUCUCUUGCUAAGGGUGCUUCCACACCUUCCGGAUACUUCAACACCUUCACAAACUUGCAAGGUGUCAGCAGUGCUUAUGGGUACAUGGGGUACAAAGUGGUAGAAAGCUACGACCCAUCUCUUUGCGCAUCCGAGUGUGACUCGAAGUCUGGACGUCUCAGCUUCAACAUUUAUGUGGAGCGUGACCCUUUGGCGAACCCGGGACCUGACUGCCAGGACCCCGAAGCUGUCGCCAACAUCAACUGCUCUUUCUGGAAGAAGUUCGAAGUCGCCAUUGCUGGAAGUAAUGGAUACUCGUCUCUUACAACACAAUCCGCCGAAGGUUACAAGCAAGUUGAGCUAAAGAACAGUGCCAUCAACUCACCCCUCGACUGCAACAAGCAGGGAUCAUACAUGGGCUACAAGCUGUUCGUUCAAAAUGCAUUUGAUGCCAAGCUCUGUGCGACUGCUUGCAAGGAAACCAACAAGUGGGCACUGGAACAUCCCCCCGCCGAAGGCAAGCCCCAACUCUGCCGCUACUUCAACACCUACAUCCUGCUCAAAAACGGUGUUUCCCAGGGUCAAUACUGCUCCAUGUACACCCAGGAGCGGGACGCUUCCUUCGCCACAAAUAACGGACAAUACCGCGGCGAUGACCACUACACUAUCCAGUACAGCUUUGGCUUCACUGACGAGAGCGACGACGGUGUGCCUGUAUGCCCAAAUGACAUCUCAUACCUCAAGUCAAGCGGCCAGGAGUUCUGCAGCAGCUACAUCAGUUAUGAGCAGCCGACCACAACUGCGACCGCAACCGCUACUACGACGCCAGCCCCUCUGACGAAUACAAUCACAAGGAUAUCAACUUCCUACACUACUGCGAUCACGACUGUCACUGCUGCCAAAUUCGCCGGAAGACAUGCUCGACGUGCGGAUAAUGGCACAGAAGUGUCUCACGAUAUCAUUGUUGACCCUUACGAGAUCUCCAUCGUGGCUGUUCAAACCAUUUCUCCCGAGGACGCAGGUAUGCCAAAGCUCAACGACACUAUGGCAGCGGAGCUCAAUGGCGGCGCCAUCGAAAAACGUGACCUCGCGACUCCAGCCUCUAUCGCAGCUUGGCCCACCAGCAAAAUCUCCGCAGCUUGCUCUCAGGUCGCUACCGGAACUGCUACAAGGACCGCAACCAUAACUGCGACCGCGCCCACCCCACUCGCGACUGAGACUAAAGACUCCUUCCGGACUGUGGUUGUCGCUCAGAGCACUUGCACAGCUCCCGCACCCAGGCCAACAGCUCCUUCGUACACCAAGAUUGUUGGUGGCGAGCCAUCGGAAGGCGUGCCUAUAGUACCUGGUCCUGCGGACGGCAGGCAUUUCUACGAACAAUUCAGCCUCGCGCUACCUUUCCCAGUCAAAAUCUUUGAGACUUCAUCUGCCCAAAUUUCCAUUGCUAUCAGAGGAUACAUCACAGUCGGGCCGUAUACAUUCAAUGCAUUUGCAGACGAGCUCUACGUCUAUGGUCCUGGUUGGAAUCAAGGUCUGUUCUACCGUGUCGACGGCGCCAUUGGCUCUCGCAAAAUCCACUUCUCUUGCUUCACAGGUAGCGUCUACUGGGGACACGAGCGCUUCCACAUCACAGCCACUUUUGACGAAGCUAGGCCUGGUAUCCUUGUCAGCAAGAUUUUCGACACUUGGAGUCAAGUCAAUCCUAGACGUACGAUCUCUGUUACUGGCAACGGCAAGAACAUCCCCUUCGCUCAGUAUCGGUCUACCAGCGUGCACGAGGGCCAGGAGAUUACCUUCGAUACUACAGGUGCUGGAAGCGUUUCAGCCAAGGACUUUGAUCGCAUUGACUGUUGCAAGAAGACGGGAUGGGAGUGGCAUGUGUGCUCAGAGGUUUAG